Molecule: messenger RNA, 2795 nt
Organism: Achroia grisella
Lineage: Eukaryota; Metazoa; Arthropoda; Insecta; Lepidoptera; Pyralidae
Product: gastrula zinc finger protein XlCGF58.1-like
Exons: 1
Coding region: 231-2288 (685 amino acids)
Biological process (GO): negative regulation of transcription by RNA polymerase II
Molecular function (GO): DNA-binding transcription repressor activity, RNA polymerase II-specific
Source: RefSeq, a predicted model, not a curated record
CCCAUAAAAAUCGGUAAUAAAUAUUAGUUUCCCAUAGCGUACAACCCUAAAAAUCGUAACAAUUACAAGCUGGCAACAUAGGUAAUGUGAAAUUUGUUUCUGCUUUCAAAACACUGAACGCUGUCAAUUUCCCUGAAAUACACUGAAUCCACUACCUCCAAUCUAUUACUGGUUUUAUUAUUCUAUCACAAUUUUAUAUAUGAAGUGAAAAAGUCUGUUAGAUUGCCGAAAUGCAUUCAAUCACCGACCACCACGACGCACAAGUAAAGGAGGAGCCUUGGUACUCAGUAUCAGAUGUAGCGGCAGUCAAUAUACGGGGAGACAAUCUGCAUGUUACUGGUGACACUAAACAACAGUCGCUUCCACUAGAUGAGAAGUAUCGGCAAUACAAUGAAGGUAGAAAUACUGAUGAGGAGCAGUGGACUGAAACAGAGGGUAAUGGGCACGACGUAGAUAGAGUAGUGGUUGUAAAGACUGAGUAUGUUGAUGAAAACGAAGAACCAGCAGAUGUUAAGGAUAUAUUGUGUGGUGAGGUAAAUGAUAAUGUCCUAGAACUGUAUGAGGAUCAUGAAAUAAAAAACGAGAUGGUUAUAGGAUCUACAGUUGUACAAGUGGAGUCUAGUAAAUGCAUGAAGCAUGAUAUACAAAAGUCGAUACAACAGAAGAGAAGAGGACCAUCUAACAGUAAACAAGUUCAUAUGUGUGAUAUAUGCAGGAAGACAUUCAAGGAUCAUAAAACACUAAAAGACCAUGUGUUAUUGAAAAACCAUGUUGUUGAAAAGCCAUAUACUUGUAAUGUUUGUAACAAAUGUGUUAGAAACAAGAGAAAUUUAACCAACCACAUGCUUAUACACUCAAAAGAAAAACCAUAUAGUUGUGGUGUUUGUAACAAAUGUUUUAGGUCCAAGUCUAGUUUAACCAGGCACAUGCUUGUACAUUCGAAUGAAAAACCAUAUACUUGUAAUGUUUGUAACAAAUGUUUUAAAGUGAAGAAUAGUUUAACCAGUCACAUGUUGGUACAUUCCAAAGAAAAGCCGUAUAGUUGUGAUGUUUGUAACAAAUGUUUUAAAGUGAAGACUAAUUUAAAACAGCACAUGCUUGUACAUUCAAAUGAAAAACCAUAUACUUGUAAUGUUUGUAACAAAUGUUUUAAAGUGAAGAAUAAUUUAAAACAGCACAUGCUUGUACAUUCAAAUGAAAAACCAUAUACUUGUAAUGUUUGUAACAAAUGUGUUAGAAACAAGAGAAAUUUAACCAACCACAUGCUUAUACACUCAAAAGAAAAACCAUAUAGUUGUGGUGUUUGUAACAAAUGUUUUAGGUUCAAGUGUAGUUUACCCAAGCACAUGCUUGUACAUUCAAAUGAAAAACCAUAUAGUUGUAAUGUUUGUAACAAAUGUUUUAAAGUAAAGAUUAGUUUAACCAGUCACAUGUUGGUACAUUCCAAAGAAAAGCCUUAUAGUUGUGAUGUUUGUAACAAAUGUGUUAGAAACAAGAGAAAUGUAACCAACCACAUGCUUAUACAUUCAAAAGAAAAACCAUAUAGUUGUGGUGUUUGUAACAAAUGUUUUAGGUUCAAGUGUAGUUUAACCAGGCACAUGUUUGUACAUUCAAAUGAAAAACCGUAUACUUGUAAUGUUUGUAACAAAUGUUUUAAAGUGAAGAAUGAUUUAAAACAGCACAUGCUUGUACAUUCAAAUGAAAAACCAUAUACUUGUAAUGUUUGUAACAAAUGUGUCAGAAACAAGAGAAAUUUAUCCAACCACAUGCUUAUACAUUCAAAAGAAAAACCAUAUAGUUGUGGUGUUUGUAACAAAUGUUUUAGGUUCAAGUGUAGUUUAACCAAGCACAUGCUUGUACAUUCAAAUGAAAAACCAUAUACUUGUAAUGUUUGUAACAAAUGUUUUAAAGUGAAGAAUAAUUUAAAACAGCACAUGCUUGUACAUUCAAAUGAAAAACCAUAUACUUGUAAUGUUUGUAACAAAUGUUUUAAAUUGAAGAAUAAAUUAAACCAGCACAUAGUUGUACAUACCUAUCCAAAGCCUUAUAGUUGUGAUAUUUGCAAGAAAUGUUUUAGACACAAGGACUAUCUACCCAUACACAUGCGUAGACAUUGCAAUGAAAAGCCGUAUAGUUGUGAUGUUUGUAACAAAUGUUUUAAAGUGAAGAUUAGUUUAAAACAGCACAUGCUUGUACAUAUCAAUGAAAAGCCAUAUAGUUGUGAUGUUUGUAACAAAUGUUUUAGAAAUAAGAGCAAUUUAACCAAACACAAGUGGUGUCACCGUUAAUAACAUUUCACGAUUAAUUUUAUAUUGUUAUUUUGUACAUAAGUAUGUACAAAGUGGCAGCUCUGUCGUGCAAUUGUACAUCUGUUCACUUCAUAAAAAAAUUAUAUUUUAAGUAUUUUUUGCUUUAUGUCAUUGUGUACUGUGCAACCUCUGUUUAGAUGUAGACUCCAGGAGUUUAAGCUCAGUAUAUUGCAGGUAAUAAGCUAUGGAUGUUAUUAAUGAGUCAGUGAAUUGUCAUAAUAUUUCUGAACCACCUCACCCUACCAUGUGGUGGUGAAACCUUAUUUUCUAUUUUAUUUCCUCAAUUUCUCAAUAUGCUUGUACAUUGCAAUGAAAGACCAUGUAGUUGUGAUUUUUGUAACAAAUGUUUUAUAAUCAAGCACAUGGACGUACACUCCAAUGAAAAAUCAUUGGAUUGUAUAAAUUAUAAAAUAUUAAAAUUAAGAACCUAUUAAAAAAUGUAAGACUAAUAAAAACUAUUAGUUGUAUAAAAAUUGUUUUGGUAUC